GGUAAAACGCUGUCCGAGACAGCGUUUUAUGCUGGAAGCUUAGUUUGGUAAAUAGUUUUGCCACGCAACCAUUUUCGUAAAUAGUUUCCGUUUAAAGCUCAAUUUGGUAAAACGUUCUUUAGAUUACACCUUGAAUAAUUUUGAAAGAGAGAGAAUAUACCGUAAUAUCAAUUGAAAGUGAAAAAGUCCACAUUCAAUCGGUGCAAGUCAAAGUGUCAAACACAAAUAAACAGUCCACACUCUCACUCCUAAGUCCCAACUUCCCUCCCUUAAACAAAACCCCCAAAUUCCAAAAAAACCCUAAAACAUGCCGGCGUCGGCAUCAAAUUCCGACGACCAACUCUCUCUCCUCCCACUUCCACCAUCUCCUCCACAACAACCCAUUGUUUACCCUCUCCGCCAUUCUCUCUCCUCCCCUAUUUCUCGCAUCGCCAUUUCCUGGUCUCGCGGCAACUCUCUCCGACUCUCUCUCCUCCCUCAACCUUCCUCUAAUGGCGGCAACCAUGUUAAUGGCGGCGGUGAUUCUUCCGGUGGUGGUAGUGUCGUGGAGGUGAAGCUUUCUGCUGGAAAUAGUGGAAUUGAUGAUGAUUCUCAAUGGAGGAGGAUUGUUUAUGGUUCUGUUGCUCCGUUUGCGAUGUUUCAGAAUCGGAAGAAUUCGGUUUUCGCUUUGUCUAAGCUUUCUUUGCCCAAUGUUGAUUGGUGGGAGUAUGUCAUGGAGUAUAGCAAGGAGAUAAACUCACUUCUUGGUACAACAAAGUCAAUGGCUAGUUCAAUUGUUGAAGACCCUAGAAGAAUUCUGACGGUAGAUGAGGAACCAACAAGUUUAAAGGCUGCAUGGGAGCUACUGGAAAUCUUUUAUGCUGACAAACAGUCUCAAACUUGGCUACCUGAACGUCUUGUUGAUUGGCUAGCUGACUAUGAUAACCUCUUUUCAGAAACUCAACAUACGGUGUACUCAAAACUUUUGGAUUUGCAACAUCAUCUUUUGCAUUUCCAGGUGGUUGAGGAUGAUCCAAAGUACUGGGAUUGUUUGUCAUCAGCGCUAGCUCUUGGCUGGUUGGAUAUUGUGGUUAAACUACUACGUCUACACGGGUCAUAUGAACUUGAUCAGAUUGGAAAACGUGAGACAGAAAAUGGUCUGGUUGAAGCAGUAGUUGUUCUUGUUUCAAAAAUGCCACGUCUACGUCCUGAAUUGCAAGCUGGAAGAUUGGGGGAAUGCUAUAGAAAUAAGUCUGACUUCAUCAAGACAUGGCGUGCACGAGUUACUAAGUUGGAGUGCAGUUCUUUCUGGGUUGAUUGUGGGCACCAGAAAACCAGAGAGGGUUUGAGAAAAAUUCUACAGAUUAUGCUGGGAAACACUGAACAUCUUUCUGCUACAACAUGCAAUUGGGUUGAACUUUACAUAUCUCACUUUCUAUACAUCAGGCCAUUCACAGUGGGGUUAGAAAGUUUGUGCCUGGCCCAGAAAUGCAUACAGUUGAAGCCUGUUUCUCAUCCUCAUAGUUUGAUGGGACUUAUGGUUGGGAUUCUCGGAGCAAAUACUGAGGUUGUCUUGGCGGAAUGCUCUAGUGCUUUUGGCCCUUGGAUGGUGACCCAUGCUAUAGAGUUGUUGACUGCUGGAAAUGAUCAGUCGGAAAUUCUUUUGCAUGAAGUGCGCCGGAACCUGGGAGGGGUUAGUAUCGAGGAGCUCCAUCGGCUUGUAUAUGCUCAAGUUCUCGCUUCUCAUCAAUUAACUUGGCAGAUUGCUCCAGUAUAUUUGACAUCGUGCAAGCCAGGAAUAGGCAUGUUAGAGAUUUUACUGUAUAGGCAACCUGUACACUUCAAGCAAGGAUUGCUCAAAAGCCUAGAGAUCUGCUGUUUAUAUGAACUUGAUGAUGUCAGCUCAAAUAUCAUGAAGAUUGCUGGCAUACAUCACUGGAAGCAUGGUCGAAAGGGGUCUGGUAUCUUCUGGCUCCAACAAGCUCAGGAUGAAAUUCGUCUCAAUAAAAUAGCUCAGCAGUUGUUUGAUUUUGUUGGGAAAUCAAUAUCUGAAGAGAGCUUCAAGCAAUGGGAAGGAUUGAUUGAACUAUUAGGUUCUGACACAAGAACUGCCGGGGGUCUGGAGUUUCUGCACAAGUACAGAGAUUUCAAAAGAUCCCUGCAGCAAGUUGUUGAUGGAAAAGCUACUGAUGCUGCAAGGCAAGCAGUGGAAUCCCUCAUUAUGCUCAUGAAGAAUUCAUCUACGCCUCAACGAUUCUGGUUACCUCUUCUUUAUGACUCGUUGAAACUGCUCACGUGGCGAGAGGGUCCUCUUCUUGAUGUUGCACAGACCAACCUAUUGCUGAAUAAGUUGCAAGAGUUGUCUAUUGCGAGGAUGCGUCCUGAUUAUGUCGAAGCUGACCUUCCAACCCAAGCAUUGAGUUCUGUCCGGUUGGCUCUUGCUACAAAUCUUGGGCGUGCUAUUCUUGAAGAGCAGUGACAUUUUGCGUAAUUUUGAAUGAAUUCAGUCAUGCAUCACCACUUUCCAAUCGGUCUGAAAAUUAUUGGCAUGAAGCCAUCAACAGAUCAAACCAGGAAUAUUUGCAUUCGUUACUUCAUCGCUGCUCUAUCCUUGAAGUUUCUGCAAGUAACAAGCCUAUAUGCGUGGAAAAGGUGUUCCAUACCAAAUAGUCAUAUUAAAUUAAUUGUGUAAUGGUUCAUCUGCUAUAAUUUAUACCCAUCUUUGCAGUUGGUAAGAGAUGUAACACUAUGUGGUGAGGGGUGAUAGGAUUGUAGCUAGGUAAGGAAUGUAACAUUAGAGCUUUGUACAAGUAAAUUAGCGGUCAUAGUAAAUACUGAAGAAAAAUAUCGUGGCGAGUGAACUGUUUUGACAGCAAAAGAGGAAACAACCUGGGCAUUGAAGAGAAUAUAGAGUUGUCUUUACAUCAUAGUGCUAAAUAGAUUGAUUAUGGGUUUGAUUAAGAGUUUUGCUUUGUAGUUACUAGUUGCUGUAAUGUAGGGUGAAUUUGUCUAAUGAAGACGAUGCAGUGCAUGUCUUGUUUGUUAUUUCCUUGAAGCUAUUGUAAGGAUAAUCCUUUCGUAACAGAUGAAGAAAUAUCUGGUAUACCUUAGCUUCCAUAA
Chenopodium quinoa (quinoa) is the source of this 3099-nucleotide messenger RNA. RefSeq names its product nuclear pore complex protein NUP85-like. Gene Ontology annotation, cellular component: nuclear pore outer ring. Gene Ontology annotation, biological process: mRNA export from nucleus; protein import into nucleus; positive regulation of DNA-templated transcription. Lineage: Eukaryota; Viridiplantae; Streptophyta; Magnoliopsida; Caryophyllales; Amaranthaceae. The record is from RefSeq and is a predicted model, not a curated record. Gene Ontology annotation, molecular function: structural constituent of nuclear pore.